AGAUUUCGUAUAUGUAACCGCGGCGGGAGAUGUUGACACAGUAGGAACAACAUCUGAAGAGCUCCGGUAAUAUUCGCUUUUGCAUGAGGGCUAGGCUGCGGUCAGAUGGAUGAUUUCGGAAUUUACGCGAUAUUCGGAGUGAACGGCCCCCCACAGAGGUUGCUCAGGUAAGGAAAUUAUGGUUAAUGACAGAUUUUUAAACGGUACCGACAUCAGCACCAGUUCCUCACCUUUAGAUACUGUAUCUGGAAGAAUAUCCAAAAUUGUAUCUAGAGACACCUACGGUUUUGUAUGCAGUACAUGUUGAAAACCAUCGACUGUGUAUACUAUACACAGUCUAUGGUUAAAACUCAAUCUGAAGUGUCUCUGUGGCGCCUUUUAAAGUGCGCCAUGUUGAAAGGUUAAAUCAUCAGUUUGAUCAUUCUAACUCAAAGCACGAGUCGAUUUAUACCUCGCCUCUUUUUCCUAUUCGUUUCAAUCAAUUCUUUAACCAGUAACACCAGUCUAAAUUUGUUUUUUUUCUCCUGCUAGUGCUGAAGGUUCAUGUCGAGUAGCUGUUGCUGUACCACCAAGUGUCCGGCAGGUGGUGCUGUUUAGCAGCGGGCCAUGGGGAGAGCGAAUCUGCGUUAACGCAGAACUGAACGACACUGACAACAUGCCCAUAACUAUUGGAAAGCUCACUCCAUACAACAAGUAGGCCAUUAUAUUGUGAUGUUUACCUGACAAGUACACUCAUACUUUUGCUUUUGGUUUCCUAAGGUGCUUAUUUGACAGACAUCUGAUUAAAAAAAAUAGGUUGGAUUUAAUGAGUAACCUUUGAACACAUCUUGUGCCCUCCAGGUGUUUGUCAUGGGAGCAGUGGGAAGAAGAGACAUGGACAAGAAGUGUAAUACUGAAUGUCACCCUAGAAGGAGGAAACCUGGUAAAUACUGAAUUUACCCAAGAUUCAGGGCUGAAUUCUUUGGGAUUUAUGUUUAGUGAGACAUGUAUCUGUGAGACAGGGGUGUCAAACUCAACCACAGCAAGGGCCAUAAUCUGGAUUUGGGUCUAACCUGAAGGCCAAAGAGGGUCAACAUUUCACCAAAACUGUCAACCUCCUUUUCAAAAAAUAUGCAAAACAAAAAAAGCAAUGAUUAUAAAUAAUUUGGAAAUUCAAAAAAAGAUUAAAAAAUUAAGUUUAAAGGCAAUCUGUGAUAGAAAAUGUUAUUUUAUUUUUUAUUGUUUUAAUUCUGUUUUUAUUUAUUAGUUCAAAAGAUCAGAGCAUGAUAUUAAAAAUAGAAAAAUAAAGCUUUUAAAGAGCAAAUACAUGAGGAGAACAUUGAAAUCAGAUAUAAAAGGUCAAAAUAUGACUUAAAAUUUCAAAUUGUAAUCUAAAGUAUAAAAGUUACACAAGUCGUGGCUUAUAAAGGCCAUUUUAAAUAAUGGUGCUAAAGUUUACAUUAUUAUCCUGGAGGAUAUCUGCAGACUCCAUACUGGUAGGUCAAUAAUAAUGCAAAUAUGACAUGAUCUUGCGGGCCAGAUUUGGCCCCCGGGCCUUGAGUUUGACACCCGUGCUCUAAGUCUUUAAAUCCUUUUAAUUUAACCAUCAUUAAAUAUAAAAUAUUUUUAUUUCAGGUAAAAUCAGAGCAACCAGAGCUCAUCCUGGCUGUGACAGAAUUCACACCAAAGGUAAUCAAGACAGUUUUUGUGUUUCUUUAUUCACUGCUGCUUAUGUUGAUUCUUAAUGUACACACAAACCUUUUACAUAGGUAAGAGAUUCAGAGGACAAACUCUAAAGAAUAAAACCAGAAUUUGUGAAGAAUGUUGACAACCAUCUUUGUCAUAUGUGUAACAUUCAACCAGUGUUAGCUUUUGUUGGGGCAGCAAAGAAAACCUUUUAGAUAUAACAGACAUAGUUUUAUUAUACUUAAAAUUUAGAUAUAUUUAUGUCGAUCUCUUUUGCCUAAAAUUUUGUAUUUUCCUGUUAUUGAUGCAAAAAUUUUGACCAUGAGUCAUAGCUGUUUUUUUUUUUUUUAAAAAACCACUGGAUCUCUACUUACACUUAAAAUCAUAUUUCCAGUAUAUGCUGAAUAACAAAGACAGUUUUGUCCCUCUCAGGACACUGUGGCUCCUCUUGCAGCCCGGGAGCUCAACGGCAAGAGGAAGAGGGAGCACCUUUUGGAGGAAGAAGAAGACAAGUAUCAUCUGACCAAGAGAGGAGAAGAGAACAUGUGUCCAAAUGGUACAGUGGAGAAGACCACACCUGUGCGAAAGGGAAGAGAUCAAAUCAAGGGAGGGCAGAAGCUUUUCAGCGAUGGAGCAAUAAAAAAAACAGGUGAGGGAACCAGUUUAUUAAAGAUGAUCAAAUGUGACCACAACGGUAUUUUUAGACAUUUGUAAGUGUGUUUGGGAGAAGAGAGCAGUACAUUUUCGUCUGUCUGCAGAUGUUUUUUAGUGCAAAAUAGUUUGGUAGUGGCUCAGUUUGUAGAAAUCGAGCAUUUCCUGUGUGCUGUUUCUUCUAUGAAAUGACUUUCCCUCUCUUGUCUCUAAAUUUAAUGGAGCAGGAGAGGCGCAGGGGAUUGUGGGAAGAACGCCUCCUCAGAGUGCAGCCAGGACUAAAAGUAGGCAGGCCAAGACUCCCACACAGACUGGUGAGUUUGUUCAUGCUCAUAAUGUAUCUUUUUUUUUUAUAUUCACUUUGUGUGAUAUUGAUCCCAGUUUCCAGUUUUCCCAUGGCUGAUAUCUUCUAUCCUGCUGUCUUGAAUUUGCAGAAUAUUUAUGACAUGUUGAGGUUUUUAAGUCUCUUCUUUUCUUACAGCCCCCUUGGUCAGCCCCUCGGGUCGCUGGGGUCAGACUCUGUGUCCUAUUGAUGCUCAGACAGCCAUUCUGAUUGGGGGUCAGGGAGCCAGGAUGCAGUUCUGCAAAGAUCCCAUGUGGAAGCUUUGCACAGGUCAGUUCAGAACCUGACUCCUGUUAAAAAAAAACAAUUGCGAAUUCUGUUGAUCCAUGACAGAGUGUGUGCCCCUUCUUCCCACAGAGGAUAUGUCCUGGUUUGCAGCUGAGACUCUGGCAGAGGGUCCAACACCAGAGGCGAGAAUUGGACACACAGCCAUCUACGACCCAGACUCAAGGCGGAUCUUUGUGUUUGGAGGCUCCAAGAACAAGAAGUGGUUCAAUGACGUUCACAUUCUCGAUACGCAGAGCUGGAAGUGGACCAUGAUUGAGGUGGGUUUAAUAAAGUUGGUCCACCUUCAGCAUAGAUUGGUAGAUUUAUAUUAUCGCACUCCUUGUGAGAAUGUCAGUUUCCCCAUUAAGUAUUUUUAGUAGACGAUGUAAAUUCAGUCAUCAACCAAAGCAGCUUGAAGUCAUGACCAUUUACGCAUUUUUUUCAUAAGGGUUCUUCGUCCAUUUUUUUCACAUCCCCUUCCGCUCUCUUGUCUACCUCAGGCUCAAGGGAAGGUUCCUCCUUUGGCCUACCACAGCUGCAGCAUGUUUCAGGGUGAGCUGUUUGUUCUUGGAGGGGUGUUUCCUUGCCCAAACCCUGAGCCCGACGGCUGCAGUGACUCUCUGUAUAUCUUUGACCCCAACCUCUCAAUCUGGUACCAGCCGAUUGUAACUGGAGACAAACCCUCCCCCCGCUCAGGGUAAGAUAGCUCCAUCCAGGGUCUGUUUUUUCACCCACAUACAUAAAUCUAAACACUCAAAUCUUUGCUGUUUAUCCUCUUUUUUCAGUCACUCAGCAUGUGUGAUACAGGAGAGGAAGAUUUACGUUUUUGGAGGAUGGGAUACUCCCGUCUGCUACAACGACAUGUACAUGUUGGACCUUGGUAAGCCAAACACACGUUCGACUUUUAGGAAACUCUUGGUUUCUUGUGUCUACACAUGUGUGUUCAAACAGAGGAAAUAUUUCCAUGAAUUGAGGUGUAAAUACAAAGCAUUGUAUGCAUAACUGAAUGAGACGUUUUUGCCUCAGGUCUCAUGGAGUUUGCUGCUGUUGAAACAACCGGAAAAGCCCCUUGUCCACGAAGGUACGCAACGCUACACACACAAACACCAUUAUGUCAGGGGUAAUGUAUAGUUCGCUGGUGGUUAUCUGAAAUAGAAUCCCCAUCAAAAAGUCAUAAAGGUCUUUACAUGAAGCAAAGGGUUCUCCCCCACUCUGGUAGCAAAACGACCAUGAUAUAAUAUUAAAAUGUAUACUGCAUGUUGUCUACUGCUGCAAUCGGAAAGUUAUGAUUUUAUAAGACAGUCCACUUGAAGAGGUGAAAUAAUAGACAGUAUACAAGAUGUGCUGUAGUACCUCCCACACUUCCACAGUUUGAUUUGAUAUGUGUGAUCAGGUUGUCUCUGGUGUUCCCUUUUGUUAAUUGGGAUCAAGAACUUUUGUUGAGGAGUUUUAACCAAUCAGGAUAAGAGCUAGUGAAAAAAAGGUUGAAUGUUUUUAUUAUUGUUAAUCUGAGAAAAAAAGACAGAAUCCUGUCCAAUUUUUUAUUUAUUUUUCUCAGAAUAAUAAUAAUUUUAAAAAAUUACAGUUUUUUUUCCCCCAGUGGCCCUAAUCCUCUUCCAUAGAUGAGUAAAGAAAACCUGGUGAUAAAGACUUUUAUUUGUUCAAAGUCCUUAAGUUUUGUCAGAUUUUUUUUAAUUUUGGUAAAAGAGAAAAAAAUUGUAACAUUUUGUUUACUAAAUUUUUUUUAAUCAUCUUGAUAUCUGCACAAAAUUUAAAUAUGAUAACACCGGAAUCAACAAACUUCAUAAUCAACAUUAUAGCAUCUGCAGUUUUGUGUGUGUGUGUUAUAAUUAAUUGGUGUGUUACAGUUGGCACGGGAGUGUUGUAAUCUCCGACACCAAGUUCCUGAUCCAUGGAGGUUACAACGGAGAUCGUGCUCUCAGCGACACCUUUAUCUUUGAUACAGGUAAGAAUGUACAGAUGUACAGGUCUUUACAUGUGAGCUUACAUACUUCAUGCACCCCCCCCCCCCCCCCCCCGCCGCCGCCGCAUACGUCAGUGCCCUCAUUUUACCACCCAGUCAAAAAGUCUGAACAUGUGCCUACCCUAUGACUCAAAGCUCAAAGUUAAUAUGACAAAAUAACAAUCCUUACAAAUGAGAGAAAAUAUUCUUACAUACUGAAACAAAGAAUUAAAUGACAAAACUCUUUCUUUUAGCACAAUAAACUUGCCAUCAUUAAUUUCGUCUUUUUGUGUCUUAAGAUACCAACAGCUGGACAGAGGUGACUCUUCCGCAUCUCUCCCUUCCCAGGGCAGGGCAUUCCAUCAUCACCAUGGAGGCAGAUGCUCACCGCUGUAUUUCAGAGGAAAAGAACCCAGGAUCCAUCAGCAGAACCUUGUUGGUAUUUGGAGGCGGAGACAACGAAGGCAACUUCUACUCCGACCUGACAACUGUCUCUGUUGAGGAACUGCUCGCUGCUAUUUCAAGAGCGUGAGUCAGAGGUGAAUCCUCAUUCCCUGUCAGCAUGUUAAGCUGUGUGAACACCCCCACAGACUCUUAGGUAUUUAAAUUUCCUACAGUUUGUCACUGUUUCCUUUUUGUAUUUGUUUCCUCUCUUUUGUAGACUUAAAUUUUCUAUGUAGCAGCAGAUCAAAUAAUUUGAUGAUUUUUUUCACUAAAGACUUUAAUAUUCUGCUGCCAUUGUCAUGCAUCACAUACUGUCCAGGCAUGUGAACGUGACUUUUUUUCCAUGAGUAAAUAGAUCCUUGAAUAUCUCUUAAAGAUUCCCAUUAGUGACACUUGGACAGUACUGGAUGCUGUAGAAGUGGAAUAUUCUUGUUUUUAUUCAUCAAAUGUUUUGUAUAUUUUGCUCAUAAGGGGCAUUGCCUGAUUUUUUUAUAGACUUUUAAAUACCUGAAAGUUGCAGUUAUCAACCAUGUUAACUGAGUUUCAGAAUUAUGGAUUAUUCUGGUUGUUGUCAUCGUCUCCAAACUGAUGCAUGUUCUGUAAAAAAAAUACAAAUAAAAUCUUUAUUUAUCUUCUAGUGACUUUUUAUUUUGCGCUUGGAUUUUUUUCUUCUUUUAAUAAUUUUCAUGAACUUUCUUGAAGUGAUUGUACGGGAUUUCUAUUAAAUAAAUUAAAUGCACAAUUGUAGAAACAGUUAAAAACUUUUGGGCUUAAUUAAAACAACCUUCUGUUGUAUGGCCAUCAGGGCAAUACUGGUGAUAUUUCAAACUAGACUAAACUGAGACCUAUUGCAAUAAAAACAACUAGAGAUCAAGUUAAAUCUUUUCGGCUGAAUAUCUUACACCAGCAUCAUGAGUAAACCGGGUCACACGUCAGUUAAAGUCCAUUUUUCCAUAUGGGAUGUGUAAUGUGUAAAUGUAGGGUGGAUAUUGGCUUAUAAAUGUUUUAGUUAUAAGAAGUAAGGAUACAGAGAAAAGUGGGAAUAGAGGACAUUAUUUAAUGACUAACACAAAUAAAAAUGACGUUAAAUUUUUUCUCUUUGUACUAGGAACCACUUUGAGGCUGUUAUUUUGGUUUCACCGUCUCAUGCAUUUCCUGUGUUAAUGCAAAAUCUUGGUUUCCUCCAAAAGAUCCAAAAAAUCUUUUAAUGGAUGAAUGUCUUUUCACUGCAAGUCAUAAAAUAUGCUCUGUACUUCAUCAUACUCCAGUCUCUGAUACAAAAGAAGAUUGUGUUGCACUCUCAGCUCCAUCUGUACAGAUUAUUCAUCCUAUUUCUGGCUUUCCUGCUUCACAAAAUUUGCCCACGCUGUGAGUCAAUCUACUAAAUUGCCAGGGUAAGUAAGGUUUGUCACCCUGUCGGUAUGUUCGGCCAUUAAUUAGAAAAGAGAAUUAUAAAGAUGAACAUGCACAAUAAAUAAUAUUGCUAG
Messenger RNA from Xyrichtys novacula (pearly razorfish), 6820 nucleotides. The record is from the annotation of a GenBank genome assembly. NCBI's taxonomy places the organism in Eukaryota, Metazoa, Chordata, Actinopteri, Labriformes, Labridae.